Messenger RNA from Betta splendens (Siamese fighting fish), 2651 nucleotides. It is a transcript of the gene rnf215, whose product is annotated as ring finger protein 215. Gene Ontology annotation, biological process: ubiquitin-dependent protein catabolic process. The coding region runs from base 159 to 1259 and encodes 366 amino acids. Gene Ontology annotation, molecular function: ubiquitin protein ligase activity. The transcript is spliced from 10 exons. NCBI's taxonomy places the organism in Eukaryota, Metazoa, Chordata, Actinopteri, Anabantiformes, Osphronemidae. The record is from RefSeq and is a predicted model, not a curated record.
ACAACCCGGAAGUUGCGUUUUCUUGUUUACAUUCUUCGAGCGGUGCAGCUGGCUGAAAAAAAUCACCAGCAGCCCUUUCCGCUAAAUAAUGAGUGACAGUUGAUUAGGUUCGUGAAUCUGUUGCUUUUAGCCGCACUUCCCCCUCCCACCGCCCGGCCAUGGCGCUCGCUCGCUGCUGCGGGCCUCCGUGGGCAGCCUCGCCGCUGCUCCUGCUCUGCUGGACGGCGCUGCUGAUCGCGGCGGAGCAGGUCGCUGUGGUGGAGGUUUUCCUCGAGCAGCGGCCCGACGCCAGCGCUCUGCUCCAGGGGGAGGUGGUGGAGUCCGCGGGAGGCAGCAGCAGCUCCGAGAAGCGAGACGAGCUGCAGGGAGAGCUGGUGCUGGUUCGGGACGAGAAGCUGCAGACGAGCGCGGACAAAGACGCAGACGAGGCCAAAGAGCCGGAGCCGUGGAUCGGGGUGGUGCCGGUGGAGAUGGACGACAGCAAGGCCUCCACUGGGAACCAGGAGUCCUUCGCUGAUGCAGUGGUCAACAGAAUGAAGCGAGCUCUGGUCCUCGGAGCUUCAGCACUGAUCAUUUUAGCUCUCAACCAAAACACUGUCAGUGAGAUGGAUCUCUCGCAGGCGCUCUCCAAGCCCAUCAUAGUGAUCCAGACGUCUGAAAAUGUCACCAAGCUGAUCGGAGCUCUGCUCAGGGGCCUUCAGGCGACAGCGAAAAUCACCUACAGGACCGUCCUGCAGGACAACCUGGGAGCCACGCUCACACUGUGGUCGAGCUGUGGCCGCUCAAGAGGGGGCCGCUAUGGAGAGUGGCAGGGGGUCAUCUGCACCGGAGAGACCAACUCCCAGGUCCAGAAGUACCUGCAGCAGCUGUGGGACACCGUGGUUCUGGUGGCGCUGAUCCUCAGCACCGGAGUCAUCGUCCAGGCUCGUUGGCAGAACCAGGACCAGCAGCUGAACGACGACAUGGAGCUCCUUCCUAAACAGGACGUUCUGAAGAGAAUGUCAUCCCUGAAGACCAAAACAUAUCAUCAGCCCAAACCCUGGUGUGACCCGUCGCAGCCGGUGGAGACGGAUAACUGUGCCGUUUGUCUUGAGCCGUUCAACAACAACCAGGUUUGUCCUGUGUGGUCCCAGUGUCUGCGGGUUCUGCCCUGUCUCCACGAGUAUCACAGAGACUGCGUCGACCCCUGGCUGCUCCUGCAGCACACCUGUCCUCUGUGCAAACGCAGCAUCCUCAGCAGCGUCUGCAAAGAAAGUUAACGGCCACCUCACCAACACCUCCACCGGGACCUACGCCCCCGUCCCUUUUGUAAAACCGACCACACCUCCUCCUCCUUCCACUGAUGAAUUGUUGGAGCAAAUACGAGCUUCUCACAGCAGCUGAUCGGCCGUCCGGACUGUGGAGCAGUCGGCUCUGGCUUCUGACCUCCAGCUGGUUGUCAGACAUACAGGGGUAGUGCAGACAAUAAUGAAGUACUGUACCAGUACUGUUGGGUAUGAACAGUGUUAUGGUGUGAAACUGUGUGUGUUUGUGUGUGUUCUGUAGCAGUGAAGGUCUGACCUUUAAACACAUCCUGUUUCUCUGUAACCAUCUGAAAAUUUGACCUUUAAUCUGUAACGGGUCAUGCAGAUGUAGAACCCAUGUCCACAUGCCUUAGGAGUAAGAGGAGGCCAAACCUCAAAACCACCAUGAGUGAUGCUACAGUACAGAUGCUCUGCUUUUAAGGUAAAAUGAAACCGUUACGCUCCAAAGAUUUAAGAAAAAGGUUGACUGAAACCCAACAGAGGAUCAUCGUGACGUAAACCCUCAGCUCCUUCCUGUUUUACCUGCAUGAAGGAAGCAUCAGCCGGUAUCCAAUAUUCUUCCAUUUAAAACCAAUAAUGCAUGGCUCUUAGGAUGCAGCCAGACUAUGUGCUCUGUCUGCAGUGGUCCUGCUACACUGAGCAACCCUUCUAAUCCAGGAAAGCAGAUUCCUGUAUGCAUUCAAAUGCAACACUUCCUUCAGAUGCACAUAAGCAGACUCAGUGUGAAGAUGUAGGCACUUUGAUUCUGCAGCACAACAAAACUCAGCUGGGUAAGUAAUGAAGCGAAAAGGACCCUUUCAUACUGUGAACCCAGGUCAACAGGUCAGACGAGUGAAACUUGAAGGAUUUUAAAAAGUCGUAUAUUUAUUUACUUUUUUGCGAGGUCAACUUCAAAAGCAACCACAUGCUUUUUACUAAUACCAAACGCUUUGACAGAUCUGGUCUCUGCAUAGGAAAGUCUCCGUGCGUGACAACGUGUGGUUUCAUUACAGCUGCCAAACCAGCAGCAUCGUGAGGUUUGGAGCUGAUCUUCUAGGCAUCUUUUUAGUUGCUGUGGAUGUCAGUGAGUCAUCACACACUCACACCUGUUCCAUUACAUGCAAGCAGCUUUCACAGCUACUCUGUCUCCUGCUAGUUCUGCCACUUUAUCACCAGAUAAGAAUUGUUCUUCCAGCAACAGAGGGAGGAACUGCAGUCCUUCCAAAAGCCUGGAUGUCUUUUCCAUUUUAUUCCUGUCGUUAUGAUUCUUUAAUGAUGUCAAAAUGUAAUUGUUUCACGCUGGUUCUUAAUAAAUUGUUACUUGGCAAAAAUAUAGGUUUUAUCUUCUUCAGUCCCUCAGCUCACACU